Seriola aureovittata is the source of this 2830-nucleotide messenger RNA. RefSeq names its product asparaginase and isoaspartyl peptidase 1 (gene asrgl1). NCBI's taxonomy places the organism in Eukaryota, Metazoa, Chordata, Actinopteri, Carangiformes, Carangidae. The transcript is spliced from 7 exons. The record is from RefSeq and is a predicted model, not a curated record. Gene Ontology annotation, molecular function: asparaginase activity. The coding region runs from base 938 to 1870 and encodes 310 amino acids.
UGGCAAAGUAUAAAUCACACAUACAGUACUGCAUAAGACAAGAUAAUUUAUUAAGUCUUAUUUAAGUCUGGUCAUGAUGGUCUAAAUUUGGAAACAGGUUUACUUUAUUAACCUAUUCUUAGCAACAAAUGUAGAUUUAUUAAAACCUGAUUUCUGAGCUGCUAAAAUUAUUAAUUGUUGGCUAUGGCUUCAUUUACAGUUUGACAAGUUAUCAUACAGCUAAUAAAAAGUUAUGGGGAAAAUGUACUUAGAGGAGCAGGAGCUGCAAGUUGCAUCAAGAAAAAAGAUAACCAUGGCUUAGACCAAAUGCUUCAUCAUCAUCAUCAUCAUCAUCAUCAUCAUCAUCAUCAUCAUCAUCUUAUAACUCAUCCAAACCAAAACAAAGCUAAUUAUUUUCCUCAUCAUUACUGCCAGCAUGCAAGUGUUUGACUUAUUCAACUUUCAUCCACAUAUCUCACUUUUCCAAUAGGUAGGCUGAAGAAGCGUUCACCCACCCCACCCCCCUCCACACACACACACACACACACACACACACACACACACACACACACACACACACACACACACACACACACACACACACACACACACGCACACACACACACACAUACACACACACGGUGGUUGCUUGCAUGAUUGUUUAACCAAGACUGCUGUGCCUUGGGUUAUGGUAUUACUGGAUUGGCGUUGAUUGAAAAUAAAAGUUUCGCAAUUCUGACUUCAUAAUAAAAAAGCUUAUGUUUUUACUAGCACAGAACAGUACCGUGUAAAUGGGGUAACACAGCAUACUGCUACUAAUACUACUAGUUUAACGACUAUAACCUACGACUAUUAGGAGACGUAUUUUAUUUUGAAAGUGUCACCUCCCGGAAGUGCUAAUGCUUUUCUGAGUUUUAUGUCUCCUCGUUGAUAUUUUGUUCCUUCUCAGGUGAUUGACAUGUUGCCAGUGUUGGUGGUCCAUGGAGGGGCGGGUCAUAUCCCAAAGGAGCGGUCAGAAAAGUCCACUGCAGGGGUGUGCUCAGCAGUCCGAGCAGGGUACGCCAUCCUCCAGGGAGGGGGCAGCAGCAUGGAUGCGGUGGUAGAGGCUGUGUCCGAGCUGGAGAAUAAUCCCUCCUUCAAUGCAGGGUGUGGGUCAGUGCUGAAUGUCAAAGGAGAGGUGGAGAUGGAUGCCAUUGUGAUGGAUGGUAAAACAUUGGGAAGCGGUGCAGUGUCUGCUGUACGCUGCAUAGCCAACCCUGUGCAGCUAGCAAGACUGGUUAUGGACAAGACCAGUCAUGCUUGUCUGACAGCAGAGGGUGCCACUCAGUUUGCCUCAGCCAUGGGUGUCCCUACAGUCCCCCAAGAGUCCCUCAUCACUGAGUACUCCCGUAUGCGCUGGAAGAAGAACUUGGCACCCGAUGCCAACCCUGUGGAGUGCCAAAUGGGGAAGAUGGGCACAGUUGGAGCUGUAGCAGUGGAUAGUGAUGGCAAUAUAGCCUGUGCAACCUCCACUGGUGGAAUGCUGAACAAGAUGGAGGGAAGGGUGGGCGACACCCCCUGCAUAGGGUGUGGGGGUUAUGCUGACAAUAAGAUCGGAGCAGUAUCAACAACAGGCCACGGAGAAGCCAUCAUGAAAGUUACUCUGGCAAGACUCAUCCUGUUCCACAUGGAGCAAGGUCAGUCAGUAGAGGCAGCCAGUGACUUGGGCUUGGCCUACAUGAAGUCCAGAGUGGAUGGACUGGGUGGGGUGGUGACAGUGGACCCUCAGGGCCACUGGGCAGCUCGCUUCUCAAGCCCGCAAAUGUCCUGGGGUGCAGCCCAGAAAGACACCCUGCACUAUGGUCUAUACACUGGGGAACACUUCACACAGAGGAUCGACGUCCCACACUGACAGGAAAUACACAACAUACAGUAUGUGCUAAUGGAAAAAAUAAAUAAUUGAAACUGAGGAUACUGAUACGACUUAAAACUAAUGAAAACAAAAUGUAAGAAAUCAUUAGAAUGAAUUGAGUUUGAGGUGUUCUGGUAGCCAUUCAUUAAAUUCAUUAAAGCACUCUACAUAGAGGAUACAGGAGGAAGAGUGGUGAGAACACACCUUAGAUCCUUAAAGUCUCAAAGACAUUGACAGACUGUAGAGAUGAGACUUCCUGCUAAAGUCAGGUCAUUGUCUGAAGCCAGAUGAGGCUGAGCACUGACAAUGAGAGCUGUGUCACUGUGGGGUCAGGCUGUCAUGAACUCAGGAGGAUGGAUAAUCAAAUGACCUGUUUAUCAGAGACCUAGACUUUUGUUAAAAUGUCAUGUAUUAAUUUUAUGUAUAUAUAUUUUUUAUAUAACAUAGAAAGUUUCAAAUCAAUCACUAAAUAAAAAUAUUUUGUUUGACAGAAAUCUGACUUUUAUGAUUCAUAAUUUGAGCAAUAGAAAAUCUGCAUGUUUUGUAUUUCUCAGCCGAUCAUAUUUUAAAUGAACAGCCAGUUUUGCUGCUGUGUUUCUAAAACUUACUACUAUAAACUAAUAUGUAUCUGCAUUGAAAAUUUUAACUCAUCAAUAAAUGCUUCUAUUGAAUGUCUUUCUUGAUUUAAAUUUUCAUUUUCGUCUUGUGAAAUGAAACACUUAUAAACUUUGUAUUUCAGAGAGAACAACUAUUUGAGCCUCUGUAUUAUCACAGAGAAUGCAUGUGAUUUUUUCUGUAGUAUAGUUUAGUAGUGUUGUAGUGUAGUGAUGAAACAUCAUCUCUACACGGUUUGAAUCUGAGCCAGUAUCAGUUAAGUGUUACUCAUCAAAUGAUUGUUAAUGCUGAAGCUUUGUUUAAGGAUAACACUGAUGAUGACAAUAAAUUCCUUUAAUCCCUGAA